AAUGUUGAAGCCAAAAGCGCUGACACAGGUCCUGAGCCAGGCCAACACCGGAGGCGUGCAGUGUACUCUCCUGUUGAACGGAGAAGGAGCGCUCCUGGCGUACUCAGGAUACGGCGACAAGGACGCACGUGUCACUGCCGCCAUCGCUAGUAACAUCUGGGCCGCGUACGAGAAAAACGGGAGAUCCGCGUUCAACGAAGACUGCUUAGAGUGUGUCCUGCUGGACUGUAAGGAUGGCCGAGUUGCGAUCACACAGGUGGCAAACCUGCUGCUGUGUAUCUAUGCAGAGAAGGCUGUUGGCUUCGGCAUGCUCAAGGCAAAGGCAAAGGCCCUGGCAGAUUACCUGGAGGACCCACUGACACAAGUAGCAGCAUCAUAGCACCAACAAUGGACUGAGUUGGAGAUAACUCAAUACAUUUCGAGAAGUGGGGGGGGGGGGGGGGUAGUGGACUUCUAUAUACAACAAGAGAAACAUAAAUCCCUUCUCAUGAUGGCUUGUAAUACGUAAGUUGUAUGUUGUAUAUUAAUAGCAAAGUUCUUCAUUCGCAUCCAAUAUUGUGGUAUGUAACGUUGCCGAUUCCUAAGAAAUAGUGAAUGGAACUAUGAAUAAUUGAAUCUGGAAUGUCAUUCAGAAUAAUUGACCUGUAACAUUAUAUGUACUUGAGGAUUCCUUGUAUGGUAUGAAAGUCAUUGGGAAUUGAUGUAUGAUGUACAAUUGUACAUGUAUAUGAAGGUGUGUUAGUUAUGAUUAUCAAACAAGUUGUUUACAAUACAUAAUGGUAAAUAAAUAACAAUCUUGUUAAAAA
Messenger RNA from Branchiostoma belcheri (Belcher's lancelet), 806 nucleotides. Its product is annotated as ragulator complex protein LAMTOR2-like. Lineage: Eukaryota; Metazoa; Chordata; Leptocardii; Amphioxiformes; Branchiostomatidae. Bases 2 to 379 code for a protein of 125 amino acids. Gene Ontology annotation, biological process: cellular response to amino acid stimulus; positive regulation of TOR signaling. Gene Ontology annotation, molecular function: molecular adaptor activity; guanyl-nucleotide exchange factor activity. Gene Ontology annotation, cellular component: Ragulator complex. The transcript is spliced from 4 exons. The record is from RefSeq and is a predicted model, not a curated record.